GUACAAAGUUUGCCUUUUCCUGUAAACAAUAUUUUGUAGGCACUGUUUAGUGAUUAUUACGAUGGCGCACAGUGACAAAAACGACAAUACUGCAGUUUGCUGGCAGUACUCAGAUGAGUUUUCAGAGACAAAUCUUCACUUACUUGAAAACGACAUUCUCAGUGACAUAUCAUUCGCUGCUGGAGAGGAAAAAACGAUAAUCCGUGCCCACAAGAUGAUCCUAGCCAGCAGGAGCCCUGUUUUCUUUGCAAUGUUUUGCGGGUUACUUAAAGAAACUUCAACUGUAGUGGACAUACCUGAUAUCAAACCUGAUAUCUUUACACUAUUUUUGAAGUAUUUAUAUACAAGAUCAUGUGACACGAAUGAAAACACAGUGACAUCUUUGCUGUACUGUGCGAAGAAAUAUGAUGUUCCGUCACUGCAAAAGAUCUGUAGGGAUUUCCUCAGAAAAGCCAUAAAUCCUGUGAAUGUGUGUACCGUUCUAGAGGAGUCAUUACUCUUUCAAGAAGACCAACUUAAAGAGGAGUGUAUUAGUUUUAUUUCUCAGAAUACAAUCGCCGUGCUCAAGACAAGAUCAUUUAAAAACCUUUCGUCGAAUGCCGUUAAACUACUUCUUAAAGACGAUGCACUGAACUGCAAGGAAAUCCAUAUUUAUUCUGCAUUGAAGGAAUGGGGUGUAUGUGCUUGCCAUCGAAAGGGAAAAAUUAUUCCGUCUGCUGAAAGUAUACGUGACGAAAUCGGUGAUCUGAUCAAAUUGAUUCGAUUUCCAACAAUGAGUGUGGAAGAUUUUUCUAAAUAUGUUGCGAAAGACUUAGUUUUAACACCAGAGGAAAAGCUGGCUUCCUAUCAAGACAUUGUUCUUGGCGAAAAGGUAUCUGGAUAUCCAAACACACCUAGACAAGAACCUACGACUCUGUGUAGGGUUAUGAGAUUCCGUUCCAUCACAACUCGGAACAGGUCAAAAGAAUUCCAAUAUGAUUGCAUUGGUUUUACUGUUUCAGGAACAUGUACACUUGGUGGAGCGAUGUUCUUUCGCCCAGCUACUUCAGGGAUGGUCACUGGCAAGUUAAUUGUGAGAGAAAAUAAAGAUAAAGUGUUACUUGCAUCAGAUGUAUCCAUUGACUUUAAAAUAGGAAUGACCACGUUCGACCAUUUAUUCUCACCAAUACUAUUGGAACCUGGGAAAAUAUACUACAUUUUGCAUAAAGGUAAAAUGACUGGCCAGUGUGUAAAAUCAUACUGUGGAACAGAUCCAGAACCAGCUGUUGAUGCAGGUAAUGUUCGAAUACAGUUUAAAAAUGUCAAUUACAGCACAAACAAUACGACAGUGUCUACUGGCGAGUUCUUAGGACUGUUUAUCGGAGUGAAAGCUAAAUCAGGUUUAGGUACUCUGAAUUGAAUUCCUUCGUCUUCAGAAAGAGUUUGGAUCCCUAAUCAUAGCAGUACUUUGGGUUUACCUAUUAAUUUAUUAUCAUUUGUUUUAUUCUUAAAGGGACUGUACACCAAAACGUUCUUUUCUGUAACGAAUCUUAGGACAAUUAUUUAAUAAAAUGUUUUACUCUUUAAUAUCAUAAUUGUAAAAAAAUACCAAAAUGUAAGAAGAAAAAAAAAAAAAUCGGGGGCCAGAUUCGAAAAGGGGUCGACAAAAUUGCAGUGCAGUGUUGUAUCCACUGUGCUACGAAGGCUUACUCUAAACGGUUGUAAUAUUUAAGCUAUAUACCUAACUUGGUAAUAUCACGUGAUAACAUCGACUAGCCAAUCACGCAUAAGGAAUGGAUUCUACUAGGUGUACAUACCUAGUAAUCUUUAUAAAUGGAAAAAUACGAAAAAACUGCGAAAAAUAAAUAAAUUGUAAACUAUGCAUUGUACACAUCAAAACCAAGUUUAUGUCAGUUUUCGACAAUUUUCUUUUUUUUUCACUAUUUUAUCAUACGGUUUACAGCCCCUUUAAGUUUUCUUCAAGUUGAUGCAUACUUUGAUAAGAUUUACCAUUAACGGUUUUACCGGUUUGACUUAAUUCGGGAUUAUUAGGAUAAAAGUGAGGAUGCGCACACACACAAACUUUUAACUCCGAGUAAAGUAACGUUUUAGACCGUUCCAGGGCGAUACCUAACAAUCCUUGAUGUUAACACCCCUUAUUUUAUAUAUUAUAUAGGUAGUGUGUUGUUUGUAGAGUUUUGUGUUGUUGUGCCAUGUUUUUGGUUUGUGAUAUUUUGUUUUUGUGUUAUAUGUCUUUGGCAUUGACCCUGUGCCAUUAAACGGUGUUUUUGUUUAAACCUUUGACUUAACUGCACUUGUUUCUGUAUUUCAUUUCACAAAUAUGUUGACAAUUAAUUCACAUUGUGGUUAAAGCCAAAGUGUUGAUUUGUAUUUAAAAAAAAAAAACAUUGAUGAAAGAAAAAAAACACCUAGUUGAUACUAAUAUUAUGAACGUUCCUUCUGUCAUAAUUUUAAGAAUUUACAUGUUUUUAAGGGUAAGAUUAAAGUUACGUGACUCUUAAAGGUGAAAAUUGUAAUUUUGGUAUCUUACUUAACUUGUUUCUGUUUUUAACGUUACGGAUGUUUGAAUAGUGAACUUUUUAAAUAAUCAAAAGAUUAUUUGUUUCAGGGAAUCACAAUUUUAAAUUCAAUAAAUUUGUUUAUCAAAAAUUACGAUUUUCGAUCAAUUUUGGUAAUUGAACUUGUGCUUUUAUAACAGUUUGUCUGUUAAAAUCUUUUCAAAUACUGCCUUAUUUGUGUAUGUGCUAUAUUAAUUUCCCACCGAAAGGCAAAGUCGGUAAAGUAAUGGCAAGCGUGUGUGUGCGCGCGUGUCAGGGCAAUCAUGUCCGUAGCAUAACGUGAAUAGUCUUUUGAGGUAUUGACUUUAAACUUCAUAUACAGAUAGAUCUGUUAAUUUUCUAAUUUAUAUUUUGUCCGGAGCAUAACUCAAAAAGUCUUUGAGGGAUAAUCUUUAAACUUCAAAUAUAGAUAAAUCUUAUUGAGGAGAAGUGCAGUGCCCGGGAACCAUAAGUUAAAAUCUGUCUGUAGUAUGCUAUUUAUUGUCCUUUGUUAAUUUCCAUACUUAUUAUUUGACCGGAGCAUAACUUAUAUAUUCUAUAUUCUAUAAGGGAGAUGUGCAGGACGCAGGUACCAUAAUGUAGCUGUAGUUUUUUUAGCAAAGGCCCUUUGUUAGUUUUCAUUCUAUAUCUGGCUUCAGUAUUUUUAUUCAUCUUCAUACACAUUGUUUUCUCCGGAUCAUAACGCAAAAAGUGUUUAGGUAUUGUCUUUAAACUUCGUAUACAGAUAUAACUCAUUAAGCAAAAGGUCACUACAAAUGAACAAUAACUUUGGCUGCAGUAUUGUUCUAGUUAUUUCCCUUUCUUAAAUUCCUUACUUACUUUUUGACCUGAUGAACUUGAAAAGGCUUUGAGGUAUUGACCUCAGACUUCAUGUGCACAUCUCGUUAAGGAAUGGUUCAGUAUGCUUUAUGCAUUGCUCCUUGUUAUCUUACAUACACAUUUGUUUGUCCGGAUCAUAGCUUAAAGAGUGUUUGAGGUAUUGACUUCAGUCUUCAUUUAUAAAUUAUCUCAUUGAGGAGAAAUGCUGUUAAGCAAAGAAAACAUUGGUUCUGGGUUCAUAUUGUUUAAGAUUAUGCCCCUGGUUAUUUUUUUUAUACCUGCUUAGCAUAUUUUUAAAAGUCAUGUAUUUACUUCAAACUUGCUAUACCGAUAGAUCGAAUUUAGAAGGAGUGCAGUGCAUAGAAACCACAACUCUGGCUGCAGUAUUUUUUUGUAUUAAUUAUUGCCCUCUGUUUAUUCAUACUAAUACUUGUCCGGAUCCUAACUCAACAUGUCUUUGCGGUAUUUUGACCUUUUUAUACAGAUAGAUCUCAUAAAGGAGGAGUGCUUGCUUGAUUGUAUGAGUGAUUGCCCUUUUCCUUUACAUAACUAUUUUUUGGUCCGGAGCAUAACUUGUAUGUCUUUGAGGUAAUGCCUUCAAACUUCAUAAACUCACGUGACACGAAUGAAACUCUGGCUGAUGGUGUUUAAGAUAAUGACUUUAAACUUCUGAUACAGAUAGAUCAGAUCGAUAGGAGAAUUACAGUGCAAAGAAAUCAUGAAUGUAGCUGCAGAAGAUUUUAGCUCGACUAUUAAAAGAAUAAGGAGAGCUAUCCUAGUCGCCCGAGCGUCGGCGUCGGCGUAACCACUUAUGUUAAAGUUUGCGUACCACCUGAAAUAUUUCCAAAGUCCAUUGACAUAUGGCUUUGAAACUUUGCACACUUGUUCACCAUCAUGCCCCCCAGCCUGUACACAGGAGGAGGUAACUCUAUCAAACAUUUUGACAAAAUUAUGCCUCUUUUUCUACUUAGAAUUUACCUUAAAGUUUGCGUACCACCUCAAAUAUUUUUAAAGUCCAUUGACUUCUGGCUUUGAAACUUUGCACACUUGUUUACCAUCAUGCCCCCAGCCUGUACACAGUAGGAGGUAACUCUAUCAAGAAUUUUGACAAAAUUAUGCCCCUUUUUCGACUUAGAAUUUACGUUAAAGUUUGCGUACCACCUCAAAUAAUUUCCAAUUCAAUUUAUAUAAAUAUCUCAGCACAUCAUGUAUUGCAUUGAAAUCAAAUCUAACGGUGAUCCAUGCAUGUUUCGCCAAAACUUUUCAAUCCAUACACCGAAAAGCAGCGGAAUAGUCGAGCGCGCUGUCUCUGUGACAGCUCUUGUAAGUAAUUGCUCUUUAUGAAUUUUCAUACUGAUUUUUGUCCGGAGCAUAACUUGAUAAGAUUUUAAAUUAUUGUAGAUUAUGCUUUCUACUGUGAACAAUAAUAUGUUUUAAGCAAAACAUGUCGUAUAAUAUCCAUAACAUAUUAUACGUUACUUAAACAUGUGUGUUUCUCAUUCCAAAUAACCCAUGGGUUUUUGUAAAACGUUCUUAAGUGUGAAUUGUACGCCUUUUUUAAUGUUGGGCUAGCUGGAAACCCUUUGAGCAUUAAAAUAGCAAUACUUAAACUUAUUGUUUUCAUGGUUAAUAUUUUAGCUGCAACUUAUUCAUUUCUUUUCAUGAAUGUUAUACAAAUUCAAUUUAUUAAAAAUGAUGAAACAAAUGUAAUGAACAUACAUAAUAAAAGAAAAUAUAUGUUUGUAGCAGUUAUACCUCCUGAUACUAUAAACGCAGGUGAUUAAUGUUGUAUCAUGUAAAUUGUACUCUUGGCAACUAACCAGAUAUGAUAUUUUGUCUGUAAAUCUUGUAUUUGGUGAUUUAUAGAUUUUUUCCGAGUACUCGAGUAGUGAUUUGGUACUCGAGUUCUCGGACGUUCGAUCGAGUACUCGAGUACUCGGGUACUCGUUGCCAUCCCUAGUUGUAUGACAAUGACAUCAAUAUUGUUUUGUACUCAUGUUGAUAUGUUUAAAAUAUGCUUAGAUUGUUUAAUGUCAUUCAGCUUAUUUUUGCUUUCGGUAAUUUAAAUUUCGGAGCAUAUAUCAAAGCAUUAAUAUAUUUCAGAAGUGUUGCAUUUAUUAAGGCGAAAAUGUCAUGAAAUGCUAUAAUAUAUUAAUAUUGUAUUAAUAAAAAUAUCAGUAAAACAUGAUAAUUAUUAUAACACAUAAAAAUAAGAUUCGUGUCUAAAUUC
Mya arenaria is the source of this 5607-nucleotide messenger RNA. Its product is annotated as BTB/POZ domain-containing protein 6-like. The record is from RefSeq and is a predicted model, not a curated record. The coding region runs from base 62 to 1399 and encodes 445 amino acids. Gene Ontology annotation, molecular function: protein binding. NCBI's taxonomy places the organism in Eukaryota, Metazoa, Mollusca, Bivalvia, Myida, Myidae. The transcript is spliced from 3 exons.